Molecule: messenger RNA, 1881 nt
Organism: Aureobasidium melanogenum CBS 110374
Lineage: Eukaryota; Fungi; Ascomycota; Dothideomycetes; Dothideales; Saccotheciaceae
Exons: 2
Coding region: 1-1881 (626 amino acids)
Source: RefSeq, a predicted model, not a curated record
AUGGUCGAGUACAGUGAGCUGAGAAACCCUGAACUUCGAGAAUUUCUCCAAGCUCGGAGACUUCCUGGUACUGGCACUAAGGCCGUCUUGGUACAGCGACUUCAAGAGAGCGACAUAUUCUAUACGUCGUUCUCGUCGCAACAACAUCGCGCGCACUCCAAUCCUUUGCUCGAAGACAUAUUGGAGAAGAUGAAGACCUCCGAUCCAAGAGUUAUCACGAAGAUGCUGCGCAAGCUCGUCCACGCUAAGAAUCUUCACAAUACCAAGGAGAGAAUGAAGAAACCGGGAUUCGGAAAAUAUCGCAGCAGCAGCUCCAUAGCUGGUGACUAUAAAAAGCUCGCGUCUGGAUAUUGUCUUGAAUGGAAUUGUUCUCUCUGCUGCGAUGCCUCCCUGAGCAAAUCCCUCAACCAUCUCCUUGGCUAUGGUUCAACAUGCUGGGGCAGGAAGUGUAAGGAUCUCAACAACUGCUCCGGUUGUCGUGACGAGCUCCUAGGACUUGAGGAUGCCUAUAUACAACGACGAGAAAAAGAGAGCUAUGCUUUGAUUCCACUCAGCAGACCUGAUGGUAUCCCAGGACCUAUUCAUCACAGAUGGAUGCCAUCAGAUGUCACUCUACUCAAACAAGUCCUGACUGAUGUGAGAAGCAUGGUCCACAACGAGCACCUCGGCAAGCUUUUACUGAAGCUCAAAGAUGAGGAACCAGAUGCUGUUGAAUGGGUCAAUAUCAAGCAAACACUGGCAAACAAAAAAUGUCUUGGUUCAAACUGCUCUGCGUGCGGCACUGCCACCCUUACCGAAUCCCUUGACGCCCUUUCAGAUGGACUACAUACUGACUGUGGCGGGGAUGUCUCCUCUGCUUGCAGCAACAUCAUAACGUGUUCAAGCUGUCGUCAUGCUCUCCAAAACAUGGAAAACAUCUUAUCACGAAACGUGGAAGAAGGCCGCGAUCACGAACCUUGCAAAACGUCCCUUGAUUGCGAUGCGUGGUCUUAUCUUGCGACUGGCCUAAAUCCGCUUGCCUUGUAUCCCCAGCAUGAUAACACCAAUCUCAUCGAAAAAGCCUCACAAGUGGAAAAGCACUGUCAGGGUGAGAAUCUUCGUGCGAUGGACACAUAUGACGCUGGCAAACGGACCAAGUAUGAACACAAAGGAACACAAACUGAAGGCAGCCACGAUAUUGUACGGCAAUCCUGUUUCAGGGAACACGGACAAUGCGAUAGACCAGAUCAGGACUUAUCUUAUGGACUAUUUCACCCCUCCUCAGAAACCAGUAUGGACCUUGAUAUACGGAAUGAUGAGCUUCGUCGUCGCCGAGUCAAGAGAACAAAGACGAGCCUGACUGAGAGCUCUGAUGGUACUAUGAGAGGCGCCAGCCGAAAGAGGCGAUUCAGUAAUCUCGAUCUGCACUACACACUGCCUGCAGAUUACCUCCUGGCAAAGCAAGUUCGUGCUGAAGAAGAUCGAGAGAGACAAGAGAGGGAACGAGCUCUGUCAAGACACGAGCGGCCGUCAUGGUUCGGGACGCCACAAGAUCCAUUGCCAGAUCUUUGGAUGGGGCGUCCAGUCCUUUCGGCAACCGGGAUCGGCAUGUUGAAGGCCAUGGAUUCGAUACCAAAGUACUAUCUUUCGAACUCGGAAGAAACCAUGAUCUCCUAUGCCAAAACACAGAAGGACAGGCGUUUUUCUGAUAUCAUCCGUAGGCUCGAAGCGGAGCUCAUGUCGCGCGAUUUCUGGAUGCAAAGCCUGGGUUACGAUUCAAGUGAUGGAUUCGGCAAUAUACCUGCUGGUGAUUACAGGUUGAAACAUGAGCAGAGUGAUUUUGGCCAAGAGAGAGAAUCGAAUCGUGUGGAGCGCUGGGUAUCUACCCUUCCAAGGUUUUGA